Molecule: messenger RNA, 2583 nt
Organism: Lachancea dasiensis
Lineage: Eukaryota; Fungi; Ascomycota; Saccharomycetes; Saccharomycetales; Saccharomycetaceae
Source: the annotation of a GenBank genome assembly
AUGUUCUCUCGAGCUUCAGGAGGCCAUCUCCCGGCUUCAAAGCUGUUGUCGAGGGCCAUAGUGUCGCGCACGUUUCACUAUGGUCCUCUGAGAAGGGUUCAUCCAGCAUCUUAUUACCAUUCAUUCGUGAGGCCCUCCAGAUCCAUGUACAUAUCACCAGAGCUGGUGCAUCAACUGGCACAUCGCAGAUUUGCAUCUUUUUUUCCCAAACUUCUUGCCAGAGCGGUGAAAGUACCCGCGUACAUAGGAGGAGGAGCAGCGGCUGUGAGUUCUUAUUUAGCGUACAAGGUGGAAGAAGCCACUAAUUUUUCGCACGAGAAGGUGUCGCAGCUCAAGGAUUUCGCUAAUAGUAUGAAAGAUAAGAUGGGCGGGUUUUUUGGGCACAACUCCCAGCCCAAUGGAGAAGAAGACAACGCGGAGAAUUCACUCGCAGCUGGUGCCCUACUUGCUUCUUUGAAUGACAAGGAUGAUACCAAUACAGGGGACGAUGAAGAAGACGAGGAGCAAGAAGAAGAAGAGGAUCACACGCAAGACGAAAUAUUGAAUUUGACCAAGCAAAUGAUCGAGAUUAGAGCCAUUCUCAAUAAGGUGGAUUCUUCGUCAUCUCACCUCACCCUGCCAUCAAUUGUUGUAAUUGGCUCUCAGUCUUCAGGAAAGUCGUCGGUUCUAGAGUCAAUCGUCGGCAAAGAGUUCCUGCCCAAGGGUUCGAAUAUGGUCACCAGAAGGCCGAUAGAGCUUACUCUAGUUAACACGGCUGGCGUAAAUGAAACCACAGCCGACUUCCCCUCACUACGUGCCUACAACAUUAAAGACUUCAAUGAGGUGAAGCGGAUUUUAAUGGAACUGAAUAUGGCCGUGCCCUCCACGGAGGCCGUUUCAGCCGAUCCUAUCCAACUAACCAUAAAGUCUUCUCGAGUGCCAGAUCUCUCAUUGGUAGAUUUACCAGGGUAUAUCCAGGUGGAGGCAGCCGAUCAGCCUCUCGAAUUGAAAUCCAAAAUUCGGCAAUUAUGUGACACAUAUUUGGCAGAACCAAACAUCAUACUGGCGAUAUCGGCAGCUGACGUAGAUCUGGCCAAUAGCAGUGCGUUGAGAGCAAGUAAGAUGGCAGAUCCAAAGGGCACACGAACAAUAGGUGUGAUCACUAAGCUAGACCUGGUUGAACCUGCGAGAGCCAGAGAAAUAUUGAAUAGCAAGAAGUAUCCGCUGAAAAUGGGUUAUGUUGGUGUCAUCACCAAAGCUCCCAACACCCCCACAAAGUUUUUCGACUCAAGUUCCAAACAGGGCCUCUUUGCCCGCAAGAAUACCCAGGAAACGGAAGUUGAAGAAACCCGCUCCUUUGAGCGUAGUUAUUUCAGAAGUAACAGAAGUUUUUUCACAAGCUGUCAAGUGUCUACAAAAAAACUGAGGGAAAAGUUGAUCAAUAUCCUUGAGGUGUCCAUGUCUGAUGCUUUGGAACCCACUUCAAGACUGAUACAUCAAGAACUUGACGACACGUCUUACCUCUUCAAGGUUGAGUUCAACGAUCGCCAAUUAACACCUAAAUCCUACCUCCUGAAUAAUGUCGAUGUUUUGAAGUUGGCUAUCAAGGAAUUGCAGGAGAAAUUCAAUAGAAUUGAAUUGAAGUCCAUUCUAAAGGCUGACUUGGAUCAACGUGUUUUAGAUUUGUUGGCCUCUCGUUAUUGGAAGGACGACAACGUUCAUGAGCUUUCGUUGAAGAAAAGUGGCAAAGAUGAUGCUUCAGCCUUGUACUGGCAUAAAAAGCUCGAGCUAUCUUCAUGCAGCUUAACUAAAAUUGGCGUUGGCAGAGUUUCAACUACUUUGGUCACCAAUGCAAUUCUGAAGGAGCUGGAAAAUGUUUUGGAUCUUACACAAUUGAAGCACCAUGACUUGAUAAAAGAGUUGGUGAACCACACCGCUGUAAAUGUGCUGAAUUCGAAGUUUUAUGCUACCGCUGAUCAGGUGGAAAACUGUAUCAAACCAUUUAAGUAUGAGAUUGACUUGGAAGAACGCGAUUGGGCUGUCGCACAUGAACACACGACCAACUUAAUGCGUGAGGAACUGAGACAAUGCAAUGAAAGAUUUCAAUCUCUCAAAAACUCCGUUGGGAAUCGUAAGCUAUCACAAGUUAUGACAUAUCUUAAGCAAGACCCCGGCCACCAAGAAACGCUCGGUUUCUCUGCAUUGCUGUUGGAGCGCGGGAGGGAAGCCGCUUUUUUGGAAAAACGAGCACAGCUACUCAACUUCAGAUUAAAGACUCUCAAGAGUAAGUGCCAUUCAACUGCUGAGAAGGACGUAUGUCCCGAAAUUUUUUUGAACGCGGUUAGUGACAAAUUGACUUCGACGGCAGUCUUAUUUUUGAAUGUGGAGUUACUAAGCGAUUUUUUUUAUAAUUUUCCGAUUGAACUGGAUCGGAAGCUAACGGAGCUAUCUGAUGAGCAAGUUGAGUUGUUCGCCAAAGAGGAUCCUCGUAUUGCGCGUCAUAUCGACCUACAAAAGCGGAAAGAUUUACUUGAGAUGGCAUUGGAACGAAUUGACUCUAUCCUGCUGUAUAAGAGGAGCUAUAAGGCGACCACACAAUCAUGA